GGAGCCGCCUGUCACACCGCAGCGGGGAGUGGAUACGCGCUAGAGGCUCAGCUCCCCUCAUCCCAACCAUCGCCCGGGUCUGCAGAGACCAAGAUGAAUAAUCUCUCGUUCAGUGAGUUGUGCUGCCUCUUCUGCUGCCCGCCAUGUCCAGGGAAAAUUGCCUCAAAGCUUGCAUUUUUACCUCCUGAUCCAACAUACACUCUUAUAUGUGAUGAAAGCGGGAGCCGCUGGACUCUUCAUCUUUCGGAACGAGCGGACUGGCAGUAUUCCUCCAGAGAAAAAGAUGCAAUAGAGUGCUUCAUGACUAGAACAAGUCGGGGAAACCGCAUUGCCUGCAUGUUUGUGCGCUGCUCUCCCAAUGCCAAGUACACACUGCUGUUUUCUCAUGGGAAUGCCGUAGAUCUCGGUCAGAUGAGCAGCUUUUACAUAGGACUGGGCUCUCGGAUUAAUUGUAACAUAUUUUCUUAUGAUUAUUCUGGAUAUGGGUCAAGCUCUGGGAAGCCAACGGAGAAGAAUUUAUAUGCCGACAUAGAUGCUGCUUGGAUUGCUCUUAGAACGAGGUAUGGUAUACGUCCGGAGCAUGUCAUCAUAUAUGGCCAGAGCAUAGGAACUGUCCCAUCUGUGGAUCUUGCUGCUCGAUAUGAAAGUGCUGCUGUGAUUCUUCAUUCUCCCCUUACAUCUGGCAUGAGGGUAGCCUUUCCAGACACAAAGAAAACCUAUUGUUUUGAUGCAUUCCCUAAUAUUGACAAAAUUUCCAAAAUAACUUCCCCGGUCCUGAUAAUCCAUGGCACAGAAGACGAAGUCAUUGACUUUUCACACGGCCUGGCACUGUUUGAGCGUUGCCAGAGGCCGGUGGAACCACUGUGGGUAGAAGGAGCAGGACACAAUGAUGUGGAACUUUACGGACAAUAUCUUGAGAGAUUGAAACAGUUUGUCACACAAGAGCUUGUAAAUUUGUAAACUGCAACUUUGUAAAAACACAAUACUAAAGGUCUGUAACAAGUUUCACAGCAGUGCUUUGCAGUUCUCCCUGGCCACCAAAUGGCUUAAACGACCAUGUUUCCUCAAACCGCCCCCCUCCCCCAACCCUCCCACUCUCUCUCCUGGACUGUGAGCCAUAGAAGAGUAUUCUGUUAUAAACCUGGUCUUUUUUUGUAAAUCAAGUUGGGUGCUUAACAGAUUGCAGGUAAUAAUUUCUUGUGGGAGCUGUUAUUUUGGCAGUAUAAAUGAGGAUAUUUUUCACAAUUUGUCCUGGCCCUGAUUUGUAUUAUAGUAAAAGUUACUUCCUUUGUACCCCUGCAUCACCAUUGUACAGGCCAGCGAGACCACCGUCAGCAAGUCUACCAAUGAAGACCAUCCUAAAGGCUAUUUUGCUGUGGCUUCAACACCAGUCUCAACACUAUUGCAUGUUGUCCAGACCAUUUCAGAUUUGCCAAUAGUCAUAGUGGUCGCGCUGGCAAUAGCGGAUAUUGCUAACCAGGAGAGACCACCCCAGGAAAACCAAGCAGAGGUGUGCCUUAGCAAUGAGGAAAAUUAUCCUGAGUAGAAAUCCCCUUUUAACACAGGCAAUGAAGGUUUUUUUGUAUACCAGUAUUAGAAUGUGGAAUUACAUGUAAUGUACAGUCAGGCCUCUGUACAUUUUGUGUAUAUAAUCUCAUUUUUUUUUUCUAUGUCUACUGUUUUACUAUGAGGUCUGCGAAGUAGCUCUUUGUAUCAACAGGAUACAUCCAUACCUACUGGUACUAGAUUUAGUAUUGCUUUUUUGAUGGCAUACUGAUUCUUGGAAUCACUUCUAUCAUGUUCAGAAGGACAGCCCAUCUCAAAUGUGUGCAGGCUUUAAUGUCCAUUUAAAAAACACUUUGAUCAAUGUACUUGCGUAAAAUGCCUGUUACAGCAGCUUAAUGGGUUUUUUUUAAGUUUUUUUUUAUCUUGUAAAACAUAUCAAGUGAGCAGAAUAUUGUUGCCAAAUUCUUCCAGGUAUUUCCUACUGGCCAUUCCAAGAUUUUAUGGUCUAGGAAGCACUGCAAGAUCUACUUGGCACUUCUACACUAGAUGCUGUGAUGUUAUAUACUGAACUGUGAGCAACUGUCUUAUGGGACGACGCAGCCCACAUGCCAGUGCUUUCCAACAUAGAGUUCAUUACCACUACUACAAUACUGAAAUUACUUGAGUGGAGUUUUUUUUUUUUUCUGUGGUAAGCAUCCAGAUGCAUUGUCCUGACUGCACUUUUUUACUAUUGUAUACAAAUAACAGUGUCAUCCUGGCAAUGUUAUUUUUAUUAACAAUUCUGCUGGUUAAGUGUUUGGGGUUUUUGAUUUGUUUUUGUAAUACUUUUUUCCUUUUAUAUAAAUGUUACACCACUGACCUGGAUAUCUUGUCUCCUCGCUAGGAUUGCUCUGCGGACACUAUGCUAGAGUAAUCGUAGAGGGAAUAAAUAAAUCUUUGUCACUUUUGUUGCUGAGCGACAAGGUGCUGGAUUCCUACACUGGCAGACAAAACUCAAUUUGGCCGAAAUCUCUCAUUAAAGUUGGUAGCGGUUUUCAUGCAGCCUUUGAAGUUUCUGGACUACAACCCAGUGUGCUUGCACUGAAACCAAACAUGACAAAAAGCUGCUGUUGUAAUAGCAAAUGUUGGGAUGGCGGGAGGGAAUGAACAUAUUGAUCUGUUCAGAUACCUCCAACCACUGGCCAGUCGAAGUCGUUGCUGCCACAGCCCUUCAUGAUCACUUUGUGUAGGGUACAGAACAAGGCAGCCAUUUGUUUACCUCACUGGCUUUUUAAAAAAAAUGUAUUGAUGCUAGCAUAACUUAGUAGUAGUUUUGUUUUCUCUUCUUUCUGGAAAGUUGUAUACUAUAUAAAUUAUAGGAGGUGUGUUUUAUAAUUCUAGUUUUUCUUAUAUCAAUUUACAGAUGAAGGUUUUUUUUAUUUAUCAACACAGUACUGUGGGGGUUUUUGUCUUGUUUUUCAUUAAAGUUGCCUGUCCUUCAACUAAAAUUUACUUAAAGUGUCAAUGAUGAAUGCAACUACAAUUUAAUGGUAUGUAGUACAGUUGUGAAUGGAUAAUACACUGUGGAUACAUAUAAAGGCCUUAUUUCGUGUAAUAACUGUUGUGGCUGUCUGGGAUUGUAUACAGUUUAAUAUGUAUUAUAAAGCCUUGCAUUGGUUUAGAUGUUGCCAGUAAAAUCUAUAACUACUA
Messenger RNA from Pseudophryne corroboree (corroboree frog), 3195 nucleotides. RefSeq names its product abhydrolase domain containing 17B, depalmitoylase (gene ABHD17B). Gene Ontology annotation, cellular component: endosome membrane; plasma membrane. Gene Ontology annotation, biological process: protein depalmitoylation; regulation of postsynapse organization. The transcript has 4 exons. NCBI's taxonomy places the organism in Eukaryota, Metazoa, Chordata, Amphibia, Anura, Myobatrachidae. Gene Ontology annotation, molecular function: palmitoyl-(protein) hydrolase activity. The record is from RefSeq and is a predicted model, not a curated record. The coding region runs from base 94 to 960 and encodes 288 amino acids.